Messenger RNA from Puccinia graminis f. sp. tritici CRL 75-36-700-3, 1593 nucleotides. RefSeq lists its product as uncharacterized. The record is from RefSeq and is a predicted model, not a curated record. The transcript is spliced from 6 exons. Lineage: Eukaryota; Fungi; Basidiomycota; Pucciniomycetes; Pucciniales; Pucciniaceae. Bases 306 to 1346 code for a protein of 346 amino acids.
CUCGCCUAGAAACGCCCCAACUUUAUCCAUCACCGUACCCCACUUUAGGAACAAGAAAAAAAAAAGGUAUCUGCAGAAUUGAAUAUAUAACGAAGAGCCACCGAUCUCCAGUCUGAAGGUCCCGAAACCGCCAUCUGUUUCUUUGGACGACACCAAACAAACAAAUCCAGUACAGCCAAGAAACUCCCGAUUCCUUUUCGACUGGUGAACCUUCAAUCCGGCUCGCACAAGCUCCAGCUUUCUCCGGCUUCCUGCGCACACCCAACAGGGGUUUUUUUUUUUCAAAGAAACACUUUCCGGGCGAGAUGGGGCUACUCAAGCCAUCAAGUAACCGACGGCUAUCACUGGCCAAGUUGAAGGGCUCUUCGUCCACCGGAAUGACACCAGGCCGGGCCUCGCCAGCGCCCCCGCAGAUCAUCACAUCCACCCCAAACCCGUCCUCGAGCGAACUACACCAGCAACACCAACUUCAGGGCAAAUCCGACUCGCCAAUCGACCAUGACAUCCCCCCCUCUCAUCAUGUCGCCCUCAAUAUCCCCAGCCAGCUUAAGCCGGCUUCGCAGAGCUUAAACGAACUCCAUCGCCCUUCCCCCGUCGUCCAAAACUACAAUGAAACCCCUUUUCAUAAUCUUCAGGCUACGACUCAGGAGGAUAGUCAAUUGCUCGGCGUCCAUCCGGUGGCCCCUCACGAUCGACUCAGAAGAGCACGGAAAGCGGCGAGCCACUCGGACCUGAACUCGGCCAGCCACGUCUCUGGCGGGGGCAGUCUGGGCACCCCCGCCGGCUUGGCGCCCAGUGCUCAUCCCUCACGGCCGCACUCACUCGCCCCCUCCAUAUACUCGGGCGUGCCUCCUAGCUCUUUCAAGGAUCUUGCUGUGCUUUAUCAAGUCGUAGCUGAGCGUCGGACGGCCUUCGACAAUCUGUUAUGGCAAGUUCCCGCGACCUCUUUGACGGCCCAUGCGUUCUUGUUCAGUAUCUCUCUGGCUGCGGAUACUGGAAGGUUUGCUAGGAUCGCUUCGAUGGGGUUGUGUAUCGUCAUCACCGUCCUGACGUUGCAUUUGUUUACAAGACAAUUGCAAGCCGAGGAUGCGGACCAUAGAUGGCUAGCAGACUUCGAAGAACGCCAUCAGAUCGAAUAUUACGAUCGCGCGCAUGGAGACAGGUGGCGAGACUACCGAGCACAAAAGCCAGCGGGAGCGGGCCGCUUAGGAUGGUUGGCAAUGCACCGGAGUUAUCCGCUCUGGUCCAAAGGAAUGCUGAUCAUCGGCUUCUUGGCCGUCGCCAUCUUGAUCCUGGCUAUCUUCCAUCCCACCGCGCUGCUCGGCUACAAUUGCGACCUCCGUUAAUCCAGAAACCCUGCUCCUCCUCCUAGUACCUACCUAUUUUUUGGGAGGAUUCAUUUCUCUCUUUAUAAGUAACGACUCAUUAUCAAACGAAGAUUUUUUUUUUUUCAUGUAAAAUAACCACAAUCCGUUCAUCUUUGGGUUUGUUUUGUGACUCUUUUUUUUUUUUUUUUGUUGGCUUGUUUUUGUUGAUCAUACUACGGAAAUAGAUCAUUUUGAUACCUCUUCAAGGGGGCACUUUUUCUUGGAA